Molecule: messenger RNA, 2328 nt
Organism: Amoebophrya sp. A120
Lineage: Eukaryota; Dinophyceae; Syndiniales; Amoebophryaceae
Source: the annotation of a GenBank genome assembly
AGACUUGCACUCUCAAGCUACUAGAACUUUAACCACUGGCUCCUUACUGCAAGAAGCAAACCAAAAGUUCAGAUCGUGCCUGCAAAAAUGUCUUUCUUCAAUUGCCGGAUUUGCACCGGUUCGCUUUGGGGAGAGCCGAUCAAGCAGCCAGAGCCGAAACCGCGAGCGGAUUUGAACAAGGCAGCAAAAAAGCCCGGAAAAGCAAGUAUAGGUCGCAUGGUGUGACAAAGAUUUAGUUUGUUUUUGAUGUAGAGUUGGGCAUCGUUUGCACGCAGGCAUGAAUUGGAUCGCCGGUUAUGGAGUGUUGCACACAAAUGUUCCACAUCAUUCUUACAGAAUUCACAAAACGGGAUGCGAACGAGAUACAGGCAGAUUUGGCGAAAUGGAUCGACUUCUUGCAUCCGCGCGCGCUCUAUCAAAUGCAAAAAUGUCUGGGUCUGGAAGAAUGCAAGAUUUGUCAUGCAUAUUUCUCAUGACCCAUGAUGCCUGUAAUGCAUGACCUAGCAUCGCAGACUUGUAGAGGGCUUCCUGAUGCACCUUCCGCAUGAGAAAUGCCCUGCCCGUGUAGCACAAACUGCACCCCUCUUGCUGGUCAUGUAAUACAAAUUUUUUUAGAUUCCAAAAACAGCAUGACAAGUUGCAAUCUUCCAGACCCAGACAUUUUUGCAUUUGAUACGCUCGACUUUUUCCCAGACCAGGAGGCUGUGAAGAAGGUAGGACUGCUGUAUAGCAAGUUCGCAUGAAGAUGAAGCCGUGAUAAAAAAAAAAAAUGAAUAUGAUAGACUCUUUAUCAAGAAUAAAUCUUGGUCUUCAAGAAAUUGCUGCAACAACUUUCAGGUUUUAUCCGAAAUCCUGAAGAACAUCGACAAGAAGGAUGAUCCGAUUUUGGGGAGCGACGAAAAAUGCGUGAUGUGGCACGGCGACUCGACGAAGGUUAACAACGACGGCGAGGAAAGCCAAGCAGUUGUGCGGAUAGUCAAACCCGGUAUCAUUUUUUUGCGACGAGAGAGAAUGAAAUUGAAUCAAUGCAACUUUCAUGCGAUAGAGGCUUACUGGUUGUGGUUUGCAUGCUGCGUAGCGCACACACUUUCGUCCUUAUUUGAUUUCCUAGAGCACCAGACCGGCAAGCAAGGUUGUAUCAAAAAUUCGACAGGUGACACGCUCGAGAGUGUGACUUUCGUGAACCGCGUGCUGCCCUUCAUCUUCGCGGACGACGAGUCGUUUGAGGAGCUGAUGCAAUUGCCCAAGGAGCCCUUUGCCAUGUGCUGCGGCAACCAGCUCUGCGUGAACAUGUCCCACAUCUCGUUCCAGAAGCGCCGCAACUCCAAGGUGGCCGAAGAAGCCGGAGAGCAGGGCGAGGGAACAUCGUUCACCGCACAGGCGAAGUAGCUCGGCGAGGUAGUGCAGUUGUAAACCCGGAAUUAGUUUUUUGUCAUUGCCAGCCAAAUAAGUUUUUCUUUUUUCUGAACUAUCUGAUUUUUUUGUUUCGCUUUUCUGAGUCUGCCUUUAUACGAUGGAUUCUUUCCGGCUUCGACCGAUCCAGGUUGAUACACUAAAUGAGUUAAGAAUUACAGUGCCUCCAGUUUCCUAGAACUUAAAAUUAUUUUCUCGAUGAAGUCGGCCACUUACUGUGUGUCAGUAGUCGCUUGACAGCUGUGCCUUCUUUUGCAGAGCCGCAACAGGCUUCCUUUUGUAUUUGAUUCUUGUGACAGCGGAGGCGGACAUCAAGUUAGACUUAGAGCAUCGCUAUUUCAAUAUUUUGUACUUUUGCGACGUCUAUACCUUUUUGCAAAGUAUUAGAUAUGACAUCUGACGAGCAGAGCGAAAUCGUUUCUGGCGCGCGAUUCUCUUGCGAAUAGUUUUCAGAGCUGCUUUCUUGUAGGGAAUUGAUACUAAAUCGCUCGAUUUAUUUCCAGGGUUGAAAUAAAAAACACUGAGCCGGAACUUAAGAACUUCUUCGGGCACAUAAUAGUCCGAUAUUUUGAGAGCUUCUUUUGAAACCAAAAAACAUCAAUGUCACUGAUCUCCGCGGGAAUUGCCGGCCUUUGUGUUGUUCGUCUGUAGUUUGUUAUAGGUCGCAAAGAACCACGACUGUGGUCUCAGGCGUAAGGACAGCAGGUUUCAUCAAGACGAGAGCGAAAGACAACUCAAGGCGGUGGUAUACUGUGCAGAUGAUAUGCAGUUAGUGCUAGAGAUGGUACCUCUACCGUGCAACAAGGACGUGAUAUGGCAUUCAAGACACCCGGCGUUCUAGCUGCAUCUUCGUCGCUGUUCAUCAAUGCCUAUCUCGACCGACAGCGACCCCGCGAUGGUGUCUGGAGCUUCUCG